Molecule: messenger RNA, 2841 nt
Organism: Schistocerca gregaria
Lineage: Eukaryota; Metazoa; Arthropoda; Insecta; Orthoptera; Acrididae
Exons: 4
Source: RefSeq, a predicted model, not a curated record
CCGGCGACCCCAAGCAGCUCGGCCCCAGGUUCCAAAACCGCUCCGUCAAGCACCACGAACUCUCUCGCAGCAUCAUGGAACGCAUGGCCACCCUCCCCGCCUACCAAAACUGCCCGCCCGACCACCACCUCCACCCCUCCUCCGCCAAGCAGCCCUUCCCCCACGAGAGGCUCCACACCGUCCACCUCGUCGAAAACUACCGCUCCCACCGACUCAUCCUGCAGUUCCCGAGCCAGCAAUUCUACGGCGGCACGCUCCGGUCCGCCGCCGACCCCUCCGUCGUCGACUCGCUCCUCGGCUGGCGCGCCCUCCCGAACCCCUCCUUCCCCAUCCUCUUCAAGUCCGUCGAGGGCGAGGACGUCCGCGAGACCGACUCGCCCUCGUUCUUCAACCACCAGGAGGUCUCCGCCGUGUCCGAACUCGUUUCCGACCUCCUCUCCAGCCACCAAGACACCCUCGACGAGGGCGACGUCGGCGUCAUCGCCCCCUUCUACAAACAAGUCCAAAAGAUCAGGCAGGCCCUCCGGCAGCGCGGCCUGCGCCGCGUCACCGUCGCCAGCAUCGAAGAAAUGCAGGGCAAGGAAUUCAAAGCCAUCUUCAUCAGCACCACUCGCGCCUCUCUCAAGCACCAGGACUACGACUUCCGUCACGGACUCGGCUUCCCCCACGAGGGCCGACAAGUAUUGGAAGGCCCUCAUCGACUACUGCGUCGACAACAACUCCUACGUCGGCGAAGCCAUCACCCCCCAAUACUGCGAACAGCGCAAGCUCAAAGAAGCCAACAAGCUGAACGAACCCGUCGUCGUUCCGGAAAUCCCGAAAAAAAAUCCCGAACCAAAACAAAAUAACAUCCCGGAACCCUCCUUCGACAACCCCCCCCCCUCCUACCCCCCCAACAACCUCUUCCCCCCCCUCAACAGUCAAGACUACCCGCUCUACCCCUCCUCCCUCCAAUACUCCAACAACUGGCCCCCACCCAAACCCUACGCCCCCCUUCUCCCGCCCUCUCCCUCUCCCUCCUACCCGGAUCGAGCCCCCCACCCCUCCUCUCGCAACUACCUCAGCAUCUGCAAGUACCGCAACUCCCACCAGUUCAUCGCCGUCGAAGAACGCUUCCUCGUCCCCACCAUCGCCAUCCUCGACAACCAAAACUCCCUUGACAUCCAAAUCGGGAAAUUCUGCUACUCCUGCCACGUCACCCGCUCCGGCCAACUCAUCUACGUCGACCUCGUCAAAAACCCCGGCCCCGCCAUCUGGCACAGCCCCCUCACCGUCUCCGAAACCCACCUCCUCAUCCAAGUGCCCGACGACUACUUCGGACACCCCAUCGACAUCCUCGAGUCCAACGCCCUCCUCUACAUCAAACUCAGCAAGCACCUCACCCACACCGUCCAGUCCAUACCCGUCAACGACUCUCUCGUCAAGUCCAUGUCCAUCGUCAACCAACACCCCACCAACCUCGAGAUCUACCCCGUCCCCGACGCCCCCCCCCCCAACGUCUCCGCCAACUACUACAACCCCACCCCCCCCCGGAACAACAGCAACGGCAACAACAAACACAACAACAUCCUCUACCUCCCUCCCUCCUCCUCCUGGUACGCGCGCUCCGCCCCUCCCCCGCCCCCCUCCUCGCCCCCCACUCAACCGCCCCAAGUCUUCAACUCCCAGUCCGUCCAUAAAAUACUUCUAAUGAAGCGACAAACCAAAAUAUGCAAGGACUCUCUCAAGGCCAUCAAGACAAUCAUGGGCCACUUCGAAACCGAACUGGGCGCGCUGUCCGUCUCCAUCGCCAAACUCCUCAACCAAUACCUCCACUUACAACUCCGCCUCCGCAACUCCAAAAACGCCACCUCAGAACUCGAGUCCUUCCUCUUGAACUCCGUCAUAGACGACGUGCUCAUCGCUGGCAUCUACCAAACCCCCAUGGACGAAACCUUCCUGCACUACGUAAAACAAUUCAAUAAAAAAAAAAUAUUCAUCCAAUCCCAACUCUCAACCCCCCGCAAUCAACCCCCACUCCCCCUCAAAGACAUCGACCCCGUCAUGAAAAACCUACAAAACAAAAUGCUCAUCCGCAUCAGGCACCACCUAUUGCACACCAUCUACUCCUUCCUCGACUCCAACGGCAACCUGUGCGACCUCCAGCAAAAACUCCUCACCUUCCGACCCAUGUAUCACACUCUCAGGGACUACCAACUCCAAGUCGCCCUGGAAAUACAAACUCAUCCGUCCUCCUCGACACCCUCUCCCAAGAACACCUCUUCGAAACCGCCUUCUUCGACACCAACUACCUCGCCUCCAUCUUCUCACCCAUCCUCACCCACUUCCACUCCAUCGUCGACCAAUUCCUCCCCUCCUGCUACGACUCCAUCCUCCUCCUCCUCCUCCUCCUCCUCCUCAAACGCCUCUCCGACCUCGCCAAAAUCCAACCCCACUCCAGCCUCUCCCUCUCCUACCUCUCCAAAAUCAAGUCCAAAAUCCUCACCAGACUCACCCAACUCCUCGACCUCAACAUCUCCAGCAUCAAGGCCCUCAGACCCAAAGACUUCCCCAAACUGGACGUCACCCCCCACUACCUCACCAGGCGCUACUCCGAAUUCAUCGUCUCCGUCUGCAAACUCUCCGCCCAACUCGAGAAAAACAAACUCGUCCUCUCCAAACUAAAAACUCUCCACUUCCAAUUCCAAGAACUUCUCGUCCGCAUGGCCAACUCCGUCGAACCGUUCGACACCCACUCCAAACUCCUCCUCUGCAUCAACAACUACCACCUCAUCCUCAACGUCCUCCGGCAACACCACCUCGAACACACCUUCCAAGCCGUCGAACUCGAAAUGCUCCUAG